Molecule: messenger RNA, 1038 nt
Organism: Panicum virgatum (switchgrass)
Lineage: Eukaryota; Viridiplantae; Streptophyta; Magnoliopsida; Poales; Poaceae
Exons: 4
Coding region: 65-490 (141 amino acids)
Source: RefSeq, a predicted model, not a curated record
CCCAGGGUGUUCCUGCUUUGUUGCCUGCUCCAGCUUGUACUGAGUCAUUUCUUCUUCAUCAUAUAUGACAAUGAAUGUCCAAAUUCUCUCAAUCCCCCAGAUGAUUGAUUGUUCUUUUCAUUUUGUCAGUCCCAGCAUAUACAAGGAGCAGCCAAGCCCAAAGAUAGAGGCCAUGAGCAUUGGCAGCCAGUCUGAGAUAGAGAUAGAGAUAGAGAUCAUGAAGGAUAUGCAGCCUACACUAACCUAUAGUGCAUUUCCUCAAGCCUACACUCCGGCUAUAAAAAGGAUGCCAAGGCCAGCACAUCUUUUUUCAGAAAUAACAAUCCCAACCUCUACGUAUAUUACUCGAACGAUGGUGGCAAGAAUCAUAAAUGCUUCAACCUUCUGUGCCCCGGGUUCAUUCAAACGAAUAACAAGAUCGCCCUCGGCACGAGCUUCAUCAGCGGUGGCUCCUCCAUCACCUAUGACGGUGUACCCUAUGUCACUAUGAGCAUACACAGAGUUUCAGGUCAGAGGCCGUGGUGGGUCUCGGUGAAUGACACGGUCGUCGGCUACUUCCCGCACACACUGUUCCCAACAUUCUUCCCUGAAAGCUUUGUCAACCAGCUGGGUGGUAUCGUGCACAACUCCAGGCCCGGUGGCGUCCAUACAGACACGGUGAUGGGCAAUGGACGCCUGCCGAGCAGCGGCAACUCAGCGGUGGUGAAGGCGUACUCCGCGAUUGCCGCUGACGGGAAAGAUAAAAAGGACAAGCCUUCCUUGUUCGGAGUCACAGCACCCAGGUGCUACAAUGCUGCCGUUCUUGGUGAGAACCAGGACGUGUCUGGUUACGACAUCGCCUACGGCAGUCCCGGUGGAAGCCACUGCGACCAGUGAUGGUUCCAGUGGUCCUUACUUUUGGCUCAUGUGGCAUCCUCAUCAGAAAUGUAGAGUGACAGGCAAGCAUAAUGUUUUAUGAAUGGUCUUUUAGUCAAAUUAUUUGAAAUAUAGUACAGACAUAGAAGUUGGCAAAUACGCACACAUACUCAUCAGUCAUCA